AUGUCGUCGGUAAUUGAUGAAUUAGCAGAAGAAAAUAAAGAAAGUAUUACACUUGUCUGGUUUGAUCCAAAUCCAAAUGAAAAAGUAAAAACAACAGACAUGAUAAAAAAAUUAAGAUCAAUCAAUGAUUAUGUUCUAAUUGAAACAAAUGAAGAAGAAUGUAUUUCAUACAUUAAAAAAGUAACAAAUGAAAAGAUUUUCUUAGUCAUACCAGGAACAUCAGCUAAUAUUCUCUUACCUCGUAUUAUUGAUUUGAAACAAAUUGAAGUUAUAUUUAUAAUUUGUGAUAUUCGAAGAAAAUAUUUCUAUUUAUUGGAUAAAUAUCCCAAAAUAGCUGGAAUAUUUAUUGAUCAAGAAGAUCUUAAUUCAAAUAUUCGUAAAAAUAUUCGUUCAUUAAAUAAACAAAUGGAAGCAUUUAGUUUCUAUGAUCAAAAACAAACUGUUUCAAUGGAUUUAUCGGAAAGAACUGCUGAGUUUCUUUGGUUUCAAUUAAUUCAUGAUGUUGUGAUUUGUCUUCCAUCGAAUAAUCAAGCAAAACAAGAAAUGAUUGAUACAUGUCGAAAUUAUUAUCGUGGAAAUGAAAUUGAAUUAAAAUUAAUUAAUGAAUUUGAAAAAUGUUAUUCACGUGAAGAAUGUAUUCGAUGGUAUACAAAAGAAACAUUUGUUUAUAAAAUGAUUAAUAAAGCAUUACGUACAGAAGAUAUUCAACAAUUACAUACAUUUAGAUUUUAUAUUAGUGAUUUAUCAUCAACUCUUGCACAUCAACAUAAGAAAUUAGAAGAAUCUAAUGAAGAAAUAAUAACAACUGUUUAUCGUGGUGCUCAAUUAACAAUUAUUGAACUUGAACAAUUUCGAUUAAAUGAAAGUAAACUUAUUUCAAUUAAUGGUUAUUUAUCUACAAGUCGUUUACGUUCCAUCGCACUUCAUUUUACUACAAAUGAUCUGAAACGAUUAGAUACUCUUCCAGUUUUAUUUCAAAUCGAAUGUCAAACAGAUGAAAGUAAUUGUUCGAUCUUUGCCGAUAUUUCACAAUUUAGUGAUUUCCCUGAUGAACAAGAAGUUCUAUUUGAUUUAGGUACUGUUUUUAAAGUUGAGACUGUGAGUAAAGAAGAUAAUUUAUGGAAAAUUUGUUUAAAUGUAACAGAUGAUGGACGAGAAAUAGCUAAACAAUAUAUUGAAGAAACAAGAAAAGAAAUGGAAGGAGAUAGUGUUGCAUUAUUAUUUGGUAGAUUAAUGACGAGAAUGGGUCAUUAUAAAAGUGCUGAAACUUAUUUUCUACAAUUAUUAAAAGAUCCCGGAAGUGAAAAUCCAGCUCAUAUUCAUAAUCAACUUGGUUUAAUCUAUGAAGCUAAAGCUGAAUUUCGUCCAGCUAUGAAUCAUUUCAAUACAGCGUAUAGAUUAAUGAAAAGAUCAGAUCCACCAUUUCUUAAAGAUUCAGCACAUGUAUUACUUAAUAUGAGUCAAAUUUUAAGAGAACAAGGAUAUUAUAAUAAAGCACUUGAACAUAGUAUUAGAGCUAAACAAGUCUUGACUGAAUUAAAUGAUUCAAAUGAACUUGAAAUGGCACAUUGUUUACAUAGUAUUGGAUCUUGUUAUCGAGAUCAAAGACAAUAUUAUGAAGCACUUAAUCAUUAUGAACAAGCAUUAACUAUUGAGAAUGCAUCCUAUUCCGCGAUGUUGAACAUUGGAGGAAUCAAU
This is a messenger RNA of Adineta steineri, 1698 nucleotides long. NCBI's taxonomy places the organism in Eukaryota, Metazoa, Rotifera, Eurotatoria, Adinetida, Adinetidae. The record is from the annotation of a GenBank genome assembly.